Exserohilum turcica Et28A is the source of this 1917-nucleotide messenger RNA. RefSeq lists its product as uncharacterized. NCBI's taxonomy places the organism in Eukaryota, Fungi, Ascomycota, Dothideomycetes, Pleosporales, Pleosporaceae. The transcript has 3 exons. The coding region runs from base 1 to 1917 and encodes 638 amino acids. Gene Ontology annotation, molecular function: DNA binding; zinc ion binding. Gene Ontology annotation, biological process: DNA-templated transcription. The record is from RefSeq and is a predicted model, not a curated record.
AUGGAGCAUGGGUCUAGCGGGCACUCUUCGUUUGAAACACCCGCCGAGUAUGGGCGGCCUGCGAAGCGUCGGCAAAUCUCAGCACAGCCGGCGCGUGAAGUCGGACUGAUGCGAAGCCCCACGGAUAGGUUUACAGGGUUUGUGGGCAGUGCCAGCGGCAUCUUCUUCAUCCGAUCAGUCUAUGGCGCCAUUGGCCAUUCUCAGCCACUACAUUCUGUAGUGGGCGAAACACCCGGUAGCGAUAUUGUGCCUGGUGAAGACGACCAUCUGCCCUUGGUGAAGCCCGACUCAUCCGGACGAUUAUGGAAAGAAGGCGAAGUCUAUCUCGACUCGCCAUCCGCCAUAUCCUUCCAAGAACUGGUUGCCUUGUCGGGCAGUUAUUUCGCAAAUUGGCACCCCUUUUAUCCUUUCCUACACGCUCCGACUGUCCUCGAGUACUUUGAUGAGUUCGCCCGCAAUGGUUUUCCAGAACAUGAGCACCUCGAAGAUCUCCGCAAAGUAAUAAUUCGAGCAAUCAUUUCCACGUCUCUUGCAGAUCACCGACAAGCAGGUGGACAUGGUGAUAUGCGAUAUCCUGCCGGUCUUGUAUUCCAAUCCUACGAUUCGGCUGUAGACAGUCUUCGAGGUGUAUUGUCCCGUCCUACGACGAUACUUGCGCUGCAGGCCUCGCUCAGUGUGCAGCUUUUCUUGAUUUCCAUGCUUCGUUUGAAUGCAGCGUCUCGUCUGGGCGGGCUCAUGACGCGCAUGGCCGUGCAGCUAGGCCUUCAUCGGUGUCCAGCUCGCUUUACAUCUUUUUCCUCGAGUGAUAGAGAGCUUCGACAACGCGUCUUCUGGUCAAUCUACGCCCUGGACCGCUUCCUCAGCCAAUCCAUGGGCCUCCCGCUAAGCCUCCAUGACAACGAUGUCGAUGUGUGCUUUCCACACACUGAACAGCAUUUACCGACUGGGCUGGAACAUGGCAGUAAGAUCUAUCUGUUGCAUCUCUUGGCUCAGCAAGCCAGGCUUCGUGGCGAGAUUAUUGAGCUUCGUAACAAAUCUAUACACCAUGUCCAGAAUGACCCCGACCAAGCAAUAGCCAUCACAGCAAAGCUCAGCCAGUGGUGGAACGAUGUACAUGACUACAUUGACCCAGGUGGCCCAUAUAGAGCAUCCCCCUACGCUACCACUGUCCUGACUUUGCUCAGGCACGAAUCUAUCAUCUCUUUCUAUCGUCCUAUUCUGGCAGCUUCACGAAAAGAUGCAGCCUACGACGUGGCCUUGCAGCAAUGCAUUAGCUCUGCACGUAGCAUCAUCUCAGACCUACACAGUGCGAUAAGCAUUCAUGCAAGCCUCAAAACAUCAUCUGGGCCCUUGGCGUUGCUUUGGCCUUCUUGCACAUGGGCUGUAUGGAUUAGCACAUUUAUCAUGUUCUACGCGGCAAACGGCAAGCAUAUCGCUCAUGACGUUGUUGAACAAUUAGCGACCAAAAGCCUGGAAAUACUUCAGCAUCUCUCUCGACGUGGGAGCGCAUGGCCAGAAGCAAGCUCGGCCGCUAUACGCGACUUACGAGCCCGCAUGGCUCACCGAUCAAACCAUGAUGCCAGCAACGACAACACCACAAUCACCAAUGACGCGUUCACCACAGAUAGCGUUGUUCAACCAUCUUCUGUGCCACCGGAUACGCUGCAUUCCGAGGACACUUGUUGCCGAGACCCGGAUCCUUCGGAAGAUGUACCCGGCGUUAAUUUCGAGAUCAUGCGCGAUGUGGGAAAGGACGGUGUUGAGUUGGGCCUCGACAUCAGCUACUGGAAUGCGCCUAUGACAAUGGGGGCUGCUGGUGAUUUGAUACAAGGACAUGUAAACGGUCCUGAUCCUUUUUCUGGAUUCGAUAUACCGUUUUGGUUUGAUCAAGAGCAACAUUGGGAUUUUGUGCAGUAG